Molecule: messenger RNA, 648 nt
Organism: Rotaria sordida
Lineage: Eukaryota; Metazoa; Rotifera; Eurotatoria; Philodinida; Philodinidae
Source: the annotation of a GenBank genome assembly
AUGUCAUCAAAAACACCCGAUAUUAUUAUUCUUAAUAAUAAACCAUCUUCCAGCAUGACUGAAGAAUUUUCUAAAUUGAUGAUCACGUUACCAAUUCAUCAACAAAAAAUUCAACUUAAAUUAGAUUCUCAUUGUAAUGAGGAUGCCGACAUUAUACAAAAUUGUUUGGCUUUACAUAUUGGUUUGUCAUUAGUUGAAUUCGUACUUCAAGAAUGUCCACAAUGCGCAUAUUGGUUAAAAGAUCAUUUUUUACCAUCAAAUCAUAUUCUGUUUACAACGGAAGUGAAUCCAUCAAAUAGUCAGAUUGAUGAAAUGUUUAAUAUAACCCAGCUCAUUCGUCAAGCUACAAAAGCGCCAACACAUUUACAAGCUAGUUAUUCAAUAAUGAUUGGCAUUAAAUAUUUACAUGAAUUCGCUCAUUUUAUAUAUGCAAAAUAUGGGCGCUUGUAUUUACGUAACACUUUUGGAAUUCCAUUACAAGAAAGUGCCAGCACUCCAAUUGGUAUUUUACGUGGUGAAAGCGGUAAUCGUUUUGAAGAUCAAAUGUUAGGAUUUGUACUUUCACAUACUGGUCACCUAAAUAUACCUAUGAAUUUAAAUCAUGUGAAAACUCUAUCAAAUUUGAGAUUGACAGUUACAUUACAAUGA